Molecule: messenger RNA, 932 nt
Organism: Aspergillus aculeatus ATCC 16872
Lineage: Eukaryota; Fungi; Ascomycota; Eurotiomycetes; Eurotiales; Aspergillaceae
Exons: 1
Coding region: 72-710 (212 amino acids)
Cellular component (GO): mitochondrion
Source: RefSeq, a predicted model, not a curated record
CUCAAUUGAACCCCCCUCACUCACCACAACCUCACCCACCACCACCACCACCACCAGUGCAACCCUCAAAAAUGGGCCUCCUCCGCUACUUCAUCCCCGAACAACAAAAACCUUCCACCGCGUCACCCUCCUCCGACACCCCCUCCGACCAAACACCCACAAACACAACCCUCUCCACCCCCUCAUCAUCGCGUUUAGAUACGGAUGAAUUCGAACCCCCCCUCCCAAAACUCUGGACGCCUCAAACGAACCUCAAACUCCUCCUCGGCGGCACCGCCUUCCUCGCCCUCAGCCUGCUCACCACCCGCCGCGCAAUCCACCGCCGCCGCCUCGCCGCCAUCCCGCCCUUCUACACCAGCGCGCCCUACCACAAGCCCACGGUCAGCGGGGGCGUCGAGGCGUUCGAGGCGCUCAACCUGGCGACGCUGAAUGUGCUGGCGUUCGCGAUGAUGAGUACGGGGGGCGUGCUGUACGCGAUGGAUAUCAAUAGUGUGGACGAUAUGCGGCGGUAUGUGCGGCGGGUUUCGCUCUCCGAGGAGGAGAUGGCCAAGGGGUUGGUGGAGGGGGAUCAGGAGAUGGAGAAGGAGGUGGAGGCUUGGGCGGCCAAGGUGCUGGGGGAGAAGUUUGGGCGGGAGUUGAGGGCGCAGCGCGAGAAGGAAUCGGAGGAUGCUAGGGGUUUAGUGGAGGGGGAGGGGAAGAAGGGGGAGUGAGGUUUUUCCAUUCUGGGAGGAUGGAUAUAUAGGUGGGUUGAUGAAGAUGGGUUGGGAUGGGCUGGGAUGGGAUGGAGUUUUUUUAUGGUCACGGGUGCUUCGGGACAGGACAGGACAUAUCUCUACUACUUUUUCAUGACAACAUACACAUACCCUACUCUUGUAUUUACGCAUUCUUACGGGCUUAAGCUCAAGCUCAAAGACACACAAAAUGAUAUGAUC